Messenger RNA from Thermothelomyces thermophilus ATCC 42464, 1056 nucleotides. RefSeq lists its product as uncharacterized. Gene Ontology annotation, molecular function: protein binding. Lineage: Eukaryota; Fungi; Ascomycota; Sordariomycetes; Sordariales; Chaetomiaceae. The record is from RefSeq and is a predicted model, not a curated record. The coding region runs from base 1 to 1056 and encodes 351 amino acids. The transcript has a single exon.
AUGGCUGCCUUUCUGCCUCGUGGAUAUCGCUCCGUCACCGAAUACCGCUUCCGCGAGGACCAGACCGACGCCAUUGUUCGAGCCGCUGCCUACCAUCGCAAAGACUACUGUCGCUCCGUUAUAUGGUUCUCGCCUCGCGAACACGUCGGCAUUCGUCCGUCGAUAGCAACACCCUUCCCGCGGACUCCUGACACGGGACUCGGCUCCCUCUGUCGGCUACCCCUCGAGCUCUUGCAUGACGUAUUAUUACAUCUGGACAUACGCUCUCUCUUCAACUUUCGGCAAGUAAAUCUCAGUUCGAGACAGACUGUAGACUCUCUCCAUCAAUAUCAGAUGGUGGUCUCGCAUGGACUUAACCUGCUCUGCGCCUUGUUACGAACACGACUCGCCAUCGGCAUUUCUCUGCUCGACUUUUACCACGCACUGUGUACCAAGGCUUGCACUCUUUGCGGCGAAUUUGGCGGGUUCGUAUCCCUCCUGACCUGGACUCGAUGCUGUUUUGCAUGCCUCCAAGGCGCUCUGGAAACCCAAGUGCAAACCCUUGCCGGUAUCCGGAAGCAAUUCCACUUGACCAAGGCCGAAUUGGGACGACUGAGGUCGUUCAAAACUUUACCUGGCAUCUAUUCGAUGGAGGAGUCCGUACACAAAUCUCGUAUUACGGUUGUCUCUGUUCAUCAGGCCAAAUUGGUUUCCGGACAGCAACCACAUGCAGCGGCGGCGCAGGCACAGCCGGCGAACUGGGGACGAAAUCGAAAGUUCAACUUUAUGGGGGCAUGCGCACUUCCUUAUUAUGAUAGACGAACCGGUAGAGUCGAGUACGAAAUGUCGUGUGCUGGGUGUCAACUCGCUCUCGAAAAAGACAUCAUCGGCUCCAGGGGUGAGAAAUGGGCAUUCGAGGCUCGCGACAAGGUAUAUGCGCAAGAUUCCUUUUUGGAACAUUUCCGAUGGUGUGAACAGGCUCAGAUCCUGUGGAGAUCGAGCGCUGAAGGCAAGAGCCAGCCAGCCGAGCUACCGGAGGCUGCUCGGAGAGGAGGGUUCUUCAACAAUCGAGAAUGA